GGAGUUCUCGUGGUUCUGGGUUGAUACUAGACACGCUUGUUAGGAACCGGAAGUGAUUUUGGUAGAGUUCAUGAUGUAGAAAUGUGCAAUAUCUACACGUCGAGGUUCACCCGAGAGUUCAGUUGAUAUUUUAUGAUUAUCGUCAGCUGAGUCGAUAAUCAUGACAGAAAAGAUUGGGGAACCCGCAACCCCUGAAACGGUGGCAGCCUCGUGUCCUCCUCCAUCUUACGAGGAGGUAAUGGGCCACCAGACUGUUGGAUACGCCAAGGCCACAUCACCAGCAGACUUACCUCCCCUGUCUUACAUAGACAUCAUGCCAAGACUCCUCGACCCCGGACACAUUGAGAGUAAAGUUACUCCUCAGUUUGACAAAUUUAGUGUGGUCAUACAAGCGGCCAACAUGUGGCUCGCUGGUAACCCUUCGUACGCAGUGUGGAAAUGCGAGACGGUGGAGCGGAAAGUAGACAAGGGAGCAGUGAUCGUGAUGGAGAAGAUGAUUUAUCACGAGGCCACAUUCGGCUUCAACGUUUUCAUACGGGGACUUAGGCUUUGGCUGACAAAGAAGACAAACCCAAGUGAACCCGUACAACAAUUAGGCUUGAUGAACGUUGUCCCACAAAAAGUUGCAGUCGUUCCAACGCACAUGGGAUAUGGUCCCCAAAUCAACAUGAAUAAUGGCAUCCAAAUCAACAUAGGCAGGCGCAGGAGACGUACCGGUUAUGUUACCAUUAGCGACGCUGAAAUGCUAAACAACAUGGUAAUCCCAUCAAUGAAUGUUUCGUUUGAAGGAUUGCAAACUACUCUCAAUAAACUCAACGAGGACCUAAAGUCUCGUCCAUUACCAGGUACUGUUCUGAACGUGGAGACUACAACUAUGAAGACGUUUGAAGGUUUUGGUGGUAAUGGGGAUAUGGAUCCCGACCAGACUUGUUGGCACGAGGACGGCAACAAAUACAAACGCUUCACACAGAUCAUCAGGGUCUUCUACGUCAUAGGACAACCGGCCAAUGAACAAAUCAUGAUAGAAGACUUCAUACCUCAGGUAACCCGAAGAGGAGACCUCAUGAAGGCCAGUCAAUUUGAGACGUGGCCAAAAGUUAUGUCACGUGUCAGCACUUGGAUACCAAACCAGCAGGGAAUUCGCAUCGUAAACCUGCAAACACAAUAUACCAAAUACACCGAAUACAAUGGUGAAGUGAGAGUGGCUUCGGACUCCACUGACGAUUACGUGACUAAUUUGUCUGACAGGAAAUUGAUCAAAUUAAUGCGCGUGUUUUACGUGACACGACCUGGUCCUCCCUCACCUCAGACGGGACACCUCAGUGCUCGUACAUUUUUACCUGUUCGAAAAUCUCGCAGGGACUUCGAGUCCAUGAGCGAAACUAUGUUUCGAAUAACAGCAUGGCUAAAGGUAACAGGGAUGCAAAUAUUCAGUGUGGAGACACAUCAGUUCCUCUUCGUAGAGGGAAGCGUGUCUGGAGUGGAGCAAGAAAGGUGUAACAUCAUUAAUCAGGGAAUGUCUGGCAAACACUUCAUCACGGCUAUAUCGGUGUACUUCGCCUACCCGUUCCAGGAGCCACAUGCUUCCUACCUACCUCCAGUUUAUACUAUAUACGACCCGAAUAACUCCCAGUCAUCAUCGUGUGUUAUUAUCUAGUAUAUUGACAGGAUUCGUUGCAUGUCACAUGAGUUUGUAUACUUAGUACUAAACUCGGAGAAAUGUUACCCAGCAAUCAGCGUCGUGUGUAAUUGUCUAGUAGUUGUUUUUAUACUUAGUAUUCGUCAACAUCCAUCAUCGUCGUGUGUUAUUGUCUAGUAGUUGUUUUUAUACUUAGUAAUCGUCAACAUCCAUCAUCGUCGUGUGUUAUUGUCUAGUAGUUGUUUUUAUACUUAGUAAUCGUCAAGAUCCAUCAUCGUCGUGCUGAACUUAAAACGAGACUCAUGACCUUUGUGCCUUUACUUGAGUUGUAAUUAUUAACACUUAGUGGUCUCCAUUUACAUAAAAACUAUUAAUAUAUACUUUAAUGUAAUUGUCAUUAUCUACCUCGUAAUAAUGAAGAUCGAGCUGUGAUAUACUAAAUUACUUAUACGUUUCUACUAUGUAUUCUGUGUGUCUACCGUGAUAAUGGUUGACAAUUGUGAUUUUUGUAAUGACACAAGUAUAAAAUAUAUUUAAUCAUUCUGCGAUAUACUGAAACCAGGGUGUCUUCUGUAUGAUAUACAUUUUUAUAUUUACAUAAUACAAUAAGAUUAUUCUGUGAUAUGAUGUUUCUAUGGUAUGUUGUUAAUCUCUUGCAAUGCCACGAGUUUGUAUAGUUACGUAAUACAUGUAUAUAAUAAGAUAAGUCUAUUGUAUCCAGGUUAUUAUCUUGCAGUGGCACGAGUUUGUACGUAAUACAAUAAAAUUAUUCUGUGAUAUACAUGUACUAUAAUAAGAUAUUUCUAUCUUAUGGUGUUAAUAUUGAAUAUAGGUUUAUCUUUUGUACUGGUAUACAUCAAGUACUAAUAUUAUCCUAUUAUAUGCUAUUAUUAGAUUAAUGUCUAACAUUGCAAUACGACAAGGUUGUAUACCUGUAUACUAUUAUUUAUUUACAAUGUAGUUCACUUUAAAUAUAAUCAAGCUUACUGUGAUAUAAGACGCUGUUUCAAUAAUGUUUAUUAUGAUUUCAUUUUAAUCUGUGGGCCGCAGUUCAUCAGAACACAUUACUUUAAAACAUUACCUGUGUCAUAUGUCAGGGCGGACAUGUCUAGGAAACCAUUUCAUCGGCCCAGCAUAACCAAGUUUCAUUAUGACAAUUGUAUCAAUGUCUAUUGUGAUAUUGUGUGAUCUGAAUUGUCAGAAGUCUAGAUAAAGGAGUCUUAAAAUUGGUCAAUUAAACAGCAUUCAAAUCCAUGUUAAUUAUCAAAAGGAUAUAAUUAUGUAAAUAAUAUCUUUGAUAAUGAAACUUUCAGAUUUGUAUCUAUUAAAUGAAUUUACAAUAUA
Messenger RNA from Pecten maximus, 2983 nucleotides. RefSeq lists its product as uncharacterized. The record is from RefSeq and is a predicted model, not a curated record. NCBI's taxonomy places the organism in Eukaryota, Metazoa, Mollusca, Bivalvia, Pectinida, Pectinidae.